GGCUGCCAAAAAAGUCCCUAAGGAUCUUUUGAUCAAUUUGGGGAGGUUCCAUCCAUCAUUAAAAUCAGACUUGAAACUGCUAUAUGGAGAGCUAUUUUGUGAUGUUAUUAUGGAAUGAUAUGCUCGAUCAUUAAGAACUUAACAUAGAUAGCAAUUUGUUUGAAAAUUGUGUUUGAAAGCUGCUCUUCGAACGGAUCUGUCAAAGCCCAUUUUUGCAGAUUUCCCCUUUCUUCCCUGAACUGAAUCUACCCGAAACACCCGUUCGAAUUCGAAUCGUUUCUCCCUCCAAACCCUAAACUCGCAUCCAAAGCUGCCGCACGCCGGAGGCACUGCAAAUCCUCCUCCGGCAGCGGCGUCGGGCAUUCCUUUUUUUUUUUUGGUGGGCCCUUAUGUAGUACGCGCUGUUUCCUUCUUCUCGGCUCCUCUCGUACUCAGUCUACUACCUGCUGCUUCGCUUGUACAGAUCUGUUUCGAGCUUGACCGUCGUCACCUUCAUUUACCGGGAGAUAAGAUUUCAUCACUGGAAGAUGGUGUUAAUGAUUCCUGCUGGGCGAUAUCGAGCAGCCCCACACCCCUGAAGACUGCCUGCCUCCUCUUCGCGGCUCUUCUACGGAGAAUGUGGUGACAACAUCAUCAUUUGAAGAUAGAGUUUUCAUCCUUCUUGAAGCUCUAAGUUGUUUUUAAACAUGAAUAAGCAAGCUUCAAUUGUUCCUAGCUAUGGGAACAACAAAGGGCCAGUCACACGAGCUAAAACUGCUGCCAUGGCUUCUCAAGGCAGGAGACUUCUGCCAAGGCCACCGCUAAUACCUGAUAAAAAACAAACAAAAGUGAGAAGAACAAAGAGAGUGACUUCAGAAGAGAACAAUCAUACUGCCCCUUACGUUGUGAGUUCACAGAACAAAAAGCGAGCAGUUCUUAAGGAUGUCUCCAAUGUAUGCUGUGAGAGUUCUUACAGAAAUUGCGUGAAUCCAGUAAAAAUACAGGCCAAGGCUUGCACGCAGCAAGUACGACCCGAAAAUGUUAAGGCUAAAACAAGGUCUGACCACAAAGAUUUAAAAUAUACCCCAGCCAUGUCUUCUAAUUUUGAGCUGCAUGAUGAUGGAAACGACCGAAAAUGUAAAAAACAUGUAUCAGAGAGUUUAUUCGAUCGAGAGAGCUCAUUUACUUCUGCAAAUUUGGAUGGGGCUAUGCUAAGAGAGACUAAAAUGGAAGGAUGCGUAAUGGAUGUUAAAGGCAUCCUUUCUGCGGAUCAGGACAGCUCAAAUUGCUUGGGUAUUCAUGAUAUUGAUUUGGACAUUUCAAACCCUCAAAUGUGCAGCCUCUAUGCAAAUGACAUAUAUACUAAUCUACGAGCUUCUGAGCUUAUCUGUAGGACUUCUUCAACUUAUAUGGAAACCUUGCAACGAGAAAUCACUCAAAGCAUGAGAGGCAUCUUGAUUGAUUGGCUUGUUGAGGUUGCUGAAGAAUAUAGACUUGUUCCAGAUACACUUUAUUUGAGUGUGUAUGCCAUUGAUAGUUUUCUAUCUGAAAAUUGUAUUGAAAGACAAAGGCUGCAACUUCUGGGUGUAACAUGCAUGUUGAUUGCAUCCAAGUACGAAGAAAUUUGUGCUCCUCGUGUGGAAGAGUUUUGCUAUAUUACAGAUAACACGUACAACAAAGCAGAUGUACUCAAAAUGGAGAUUGAAGUACUGAGCCACUUGGAUUUCCGAUUGUCUGUUCCCACUAUUAAAACAUUUUUAAGAAGGUUCCUCAGAGCAGCGCAAGUGUCUUAUAGUGUUCCUUCACUUCCUUUAGGGUACAUGGCAAAUUAUUUGUCAGAGCUUACAUUGGUCGAAUAUAGUUUUGUAAAGUUUGUUCCUUCUGUCAUAGCUGCAUCUGCUGUCUUCCUGGCCAGAUGGACAUUGGACCAGUCUGAUCAGCCUUGGAAUUGCACUCUCCAGCAUUACACCUCAUACAAAGCUUUAGACCUUAAAUCUGUAGUUCUCCAAAUGCAUUAUUUGCAGCAGAAUUCCUGUAACUCCCCCCUCAGCGCUGUCCGGGACAAGUACAUUCAAGAGAAGUAUGAACGGGUGGCUUGUAGAGUUUCUCCAGAACUUCCAGACUCGCUAUUCUUCUGAUACUUUUUGGUUUGGUUUCUACCUAUGAACUGAGGAUUUCUAGAAAAAUUAUGGAUGGAAUAGCUUCUCUUUAUUUUCUUAAAUUUUAGUUAGUCUUUAUUCUUUUGAUCAACGGAGGUUGAAGUUGUUGCUGACCCAAAUCAAAGCCUCAUCCAAAGAGAGAGGCUUUGUAGCACAGAUUACUGGUUAGCUCUCUUACUGCCAGUUAAUGGCCAGCUAUAGCUGUUUAAAUUGUGCUUCUCUUCUCCACUUCUCAUUGUAUUUCAUCCAUGAAUUUGCUUAAGAUUACUUAAAAAUUAGAUCAUUUUUUGACUUCAA
Messenger RNA from Dendrobium catenatum, 2435 nucleotides. Its product is annotated as cyclin-A2-1-like. Gene Ontology annotation, molecular function: cyclin-dependent protein serine/threonine kinase regulator activity. The transcript is spliced from 12 exons. Gene Ontology annotation, cellular component: nucleus; cytoplasm; cyclin-dependent protein kinase holoenzyme complex. The record is from RefSeq and is a predicted model, not a curated record. Lineage: Eukaryota; Viridiplantae; Streptophyta; Magnoliopsida; Asparagales; Orchidaceae. Gene Ontology annotation, biological process: regulation of cyclin-dependent protein serine/threonine kinase activity; mitotic cell cycle phase transition. Bases 687 to 2117 code for a protein of 476 amino acids.